Cololabis saira (Pacific saury) is the source of this 1897-nucleotide messenger RNA. It is a transcript of the gene sox1a, whose product is annotated as SRY-box transcription factor 1a. The transcript has a single exon. Gene Ontology annotation, molecular function: DNA-binding transcription factor activity, RNA polymerase II-specific; RNA polymerase II cis-regulatory region sequence-specific DNA binding. NCBI's taxonomy places the organism in Eukaryota, Metazoa, Chordata, Actinopteri, Beloniformes, Belonidae. Gene Ontology annotation, biological process: anatomical structure morphogenesis; regulation of DNA-templated transcription; cell differentiation. The record is from RefSeq and is a predicted model, not a curated record. The coding region runs from base 242 to 1315 and encodes 357 amino acids.
UGAACCGACCCCCGGCCGAAGACAAGGCUGAAAAAACACUGCUUGGAGAGCGUUUUUAUGCCUUUCUCGGAUUAAUUUUCGUCUCCAAUUUGUUUCAUUUGGGGGUUAGAAUAUUAAUUUUGUAACCCGGUCAGCCUCCGCUCUUGCGCGCCUCCUGCAACUCGUUGCGCAUCGGCCCGAUCAGUCUUGAAACAGACUUUUUUUUUUCUCUGUUGGGUUGGAAAAGUUUAAAAGCGGGUGAAUGUAUAGCAUGAUGAUGGAAACUGACCUCCACUCCCCCGGCCCCCAGACGAACACGACUCCGGGGCAAACGGGGCCGAACGGCGGGUCCAACAAGGCGAACCAGGAGCGCGUAAAGAGACCCAUGAACGCGUUCAUGGUGUGGUCCCGCGGCCAGCGCAGGAAGAUGGCACAGGAGAACCCCAAAAUGCACAACUCGGAGAUCAGCAAGCGGCUGGGCGCCGAGUGGAAGGUGAUGUCCGAGGCGGAGAAGCGUCCGUUCAUCGACGAGGCGAAGCGGCUGCGCGCCAUGCACAUGAAGGAGCACCCGGAUUACAAGUACCGGCCGCGCAGGAAGACCAAGACGCUGCUGAAAAAGGACAAAUAUUCCCUGGCGGGCGGGCUGCUUUCCGGGCCCGGCGGCGUCGGCGUCGGCGGGGGAGUGGGUUUAAGCGUCGGCAUGACCUCCUCCGGGGUGGGACAGAGGCUGGAGAGCCCCGGGGCGCACGGCGGCUCCGCCGGCUCCGGCUACGCGCACAUGAACGGCUGGGCCAACGGUGCGUAUUCGGGGCAGGUGGCCGCGGCCGCGGCGGCCGCUGCGAUGAUGCAGGAGGCGCAGCUGGCCUACAGCCAGCAGCACCCCGGCACCGGAGCGCACCACCACCACCACCACGCACACCACCACCACGCACACAACCCCCAGCCCAUGCACCGCUACGACAUGUCUGCGCUGCAGUACAGCCCCAUCUCGAACUCUCAGAGCUACAUGAACGCUUCUCCGUCCGGCUACGGCGGGAUCUCCUACACGUCGCAGCACCAGGGCUCCGCCGGCGUCUCCUCCUCCUCCUCCUCCUCGGCUGCCAUGGGGACAUUAGGCUCGCUGGUUAAGUCGGAGCCGAGCGUAAGCCCUCCCGUCAGCAGCACACACUCACGGGGUCCUUGCCCCGGAGACCUGAGAGAGAUGAUAAGCAUGUAUUUACCCGGGGGAGAGCCCGGGGGAGACCCGUCCAUGCAGAGUAGACUCCACGCCCUGCCGCAGCAUUACCAGAGCGCCGCGGCUGGAGUGAACGGGACGCUCCCUCUAACACACAUUUAAAAAAAACUCAAUUGAAAAACUGCAAACGAACACAUAACCAAAUAUUUACCUCUUUUCUAAAUAACCCCCCUCCGAAUCCCCCCGAGAGCUACCUUGCAUUUUGUACAGAAUGUUUAUGGUAUUGUAAAAAAAAAAAUGAAGGGUAAAUAACAAAUUCAUCUGGGCUUUUUUGCUUUUUUGAAUAGCCACCAGUGGGAUUAUAUAACAUAUAUGAUGCUGAGAUAUUGGUUAUUGUGCUAUUAUCAUCUUUUUUUCCCAUUACUUCACAGUCUUAGUUGAGGGUAAAGGGCACGUUCAUCUGGGGGGUAUUUCCUUCAAUUGUCUCAUAAUUUUUUGGGGAGUUUUUUGUAACUUAUUUAAAAAUAAGAUAACGUGUCAUAAUCAUAAGAAAGUGCUUUAAAAGAAAUGGGGGAAAUCACAUUCCUUAAACAUUUGUGUUCAUCUCGCAGAAGCCUGUGUCUUAAUUCAUGGAAAUUCAUCUCCUUUUAUUGUAACACCUAAUUAUUGUAAAUUGUGAAUAAUUUCAAUAUUUCAAAGGAUGAUGGGCAACGGUUGUUGUAAUUUAAGUGCUUUUUCUGCAAG